This is a messenger RNA of Arachis duranensis, 1080 nucleotides long. Its product is annotated as protein RESTRICTED TEV MOVEMENT 2-like. The coding region runs from base 70 to 996 and encodes 308 amino acids. The record is from RefSeq and is a predicted model, not a curated record. Lineage: Eukaryota; Viridiplantae; Streptophyta; Magnoliopsida; Fabales; Fabaceae. The transcript is spliced from 2 exons.
UUAACAUUUAAUUUGGCCUAGUUUGUUAUAAUUCAAAAUUAAAGGCAAGAUAUCAUCAUAUAUCAAAAGAUGGAGCAGCAACCGAUGUCUACCGCAAUCUACGAAGAUUUGAAGCCAAAACAAGAACUUAAAGAGGAGCGAGAAGCAUUCAUUCUUCUUGUUCAUAUUCCUACGGGAUUUGAACGACAGCAUUAUGGUGCAAAAGUGGAAUUCGAUUAUUCAAGAGUAAGGGUUUUCGGUGAACAACCACUUGAAAACAAUAAAAUCAAGCGUUUCAAUAUAGUGCAUCAAGUUCCACCAACUUGUGAUAUUAACAGGAUCACAGGGAAGAUUUUGGAUGGCUCAAUUGUUAGCAUAAAAAUGCCGAAGAAGGUUCCUUCGGAUCCUGUUCCACAAACAACUGAAAUCGAAGAAGAACCCAAGACAUCGCCGGAAGCAAAACCAGGCGAAGAUGAUACGGAACAACAAGCCACAACUGAAAAGGAGGAACCGAAAGCAUCAACUGAAGCAGAAGCAGGCAAAGAUAAUGACGAACCGGACGGACCUCCCCCGCAGCAAGAAAAUGUUGCUGCGGAGGCAGAAGUUGACGAGGAUAAAAGAGGAAUUUCAGAUCAUGAUCACGAAGAACCUAAGUCAUCAACGGAACAAAACAAAUUUGAUGAUGAUAAGAAAGCGGCGGACGCGGUUGCUGCGGGUGGAGAUGGAAAUGUUGAAAGAGAAGGAAAGGAAGAAAGCGAAGAAGACGUUAAGAAGAGUGCGGAAGAAGAAAAGGAAAGAAGCGAAGAGAAAGUGUGUUGUAUUAAUGAUGAGAGGAUUAAAUCUGAAUCAGCAGCAGUAGUGGGAGGGUUGAAGGGGAUGGUAACAGGAUUUGUGAAGCGGUUGGAGGAAGAAGAUAAGCGAAGAAGGGUGAUAUAUAUGAGUGCGGCAGUUGUGGUGGUGGCACUUGGUGUUUAUGCAUCCUUCAAGUUUCGCAGCUCCUCACUUCUUAGAAAGUAGCCUAAGCAUUAUUCAUUAUUAUUAUGCUUACGUUCUUUCUUCUAAUAAGGGCUAAUAAUAAUGAUCAUGUUGAUUCAUGAACAA